Saccoglossus kowalevskii is the source of this 4709-nucleotide messenger RNA. RefSeq names its product 5'-AMP-activated protein kinase catalytic subunit alpha-2 (gene Prkaa2). Gene Ontology annotation, molecular function: ATP binding; protein serine/threonine kinase activity. The record is from RefSeq and is marked provisional. Gene Ontology annotation, biological process: intracellular signal transduction; protein phosphorylation. Lineage: Eukaryota; Metazoa; Hemichordata; Enteropneusta; Harrimaniidae. Gene Ontology annotation, cellular component: cytoplasm.
GCAAAAUGGCGACCACGGAAGUACCUCGAGUAAAGAUAGGACAUUACAUUCUCGGGGAGACGCUUGGAGUUGGCACAUUUGGAAAAGUGAAAAUUGGUGAGCACCAGAUUACUGGACAUAAAGUGGCUGUCAAGAUACUGAACCGACAGAAAAUUAAAAGUUUAGAUGUUGUUGGAAAAAUUAGGAGAGAAAUUCAAAACCUGAAGUUAUUCAGGCACCCUCACAUAAUCAAAUUAUACCAAGUUAUCAGUACACCUACUGAUAUAUUUAUGGUGAUGGAGUAUGUGUCUGGAGGGGAACUCUUUGACUAUAUUGUGAAACAUGGAAAGUUAAAAGAACACGAAGCACGCAGAUUCUUCCAGCAAAUUAUAUCUGGUGUAGACUAUUGCCAUAGGCAUAUGAUUGUACACAGAGAUUUAAAACCAGAAAAUCUAUUGUUAGAUUUUAACAUGCAUGUCAAGAUAGCUGAUUUUGGUUUGUCUAAUAUGAUGACUGAUGGUGAAUUCCUUCGGACCAGCUGUGGCUCUCCCAAUUAUGCUGCUCCGGAAGUUAUCUCUGGAAAACUAUAUGCAGGACCUGAAGUGGAUGUAUGGAGUUGUGGUGUCAUUUUAUAUGCAUUACUUUGUGGAACUCUGCCGUUUGAUGAUGAGCAUGUACCAACCCUGUUUAGAAAAAUCAAAGCUGGAGUGUUUACAAUUCCUGACCACAUUGCCAAAUCAUCAGUGGUCACAUUACUCACUCACAUGCUACAAGUGGAUCCAUUAAAAAGAGCAACAGUAAAAGAUAUCAGGGAGCAUGCGUGGUUCAGUAAGGACUUGUCAGCUUACUUGUUUCCUCUAGACGACUAUGAUGAUUCAUUUAUUGAUGGUGAUGCAAUCAAAGAAGUUUGUGAAAAAUUUAACACAAGAGAAUCUGAAGUACAAAGUGCAAUAUUGGCCGGAGACCCACAUGAUCAACUCAGGAUUGCAUAUCAUCUUAUCAUAGAUAAUAGGAGGAUUAUGGAUGAAGCUGUUAGAGGUCAAAUCAAAGACUUUUAUCUGGCGUCAAGUCCACCAAGUGAACAACCUGUUUUCUUCACUACAGAGAAGGUCAAUAAGAGUCCUCCAGCUAAUACACCUUUGAAACCCCACCCUGAAAGAAUGGAUAGAAUGCAGCCAACCAACAUAAAGCAGGGAUCGGCCAGUCCUCGGUUAGAUGCCAGGAUGCACAAUAGAUUUACCACUCCAGUCAAGAGAUCUAAAUGGCAUCUAGGAAUCCGGUCUCAAAGUAAACCACAUGACAUUAUGGGGGAAGUGUACAGAGCAAUGAAGUCAUUAGGCUACGAAUGGAAAGUUAUCAAUCCCUUUCAUUUACGAGUCAGAAGGCUAAAUUCUGUAACUGGAAAAAUGGUAAAGAUGAGUCUUCAGUUAUAUCAAGUAGAUCAUAAAAGUUAUCUUCUAGAUUUUAAAAGUCUUAGUAAUCCACAAGAUUCAGGAUCUAUGACACCAACAACCUCAUCGUCAGAACCGAGUCUAGCGGAUGAUUCGUUGAUGGAUGUUGAUAUCCCCCCAUCGCCAGGUGGACUGACAUCAGUAUCAGGAGUUCACCAUACAUUGGAAUUUUUUGAAAUGUGUGCCAGUCUUAUUACCACACUUGCUAGAUAGAACUGUAUUUUAAUUUAUUUAUUAUACUGUUUACAAAAUAGAUUAUUUUAGCCGCUGUUCAAUUUGUUUUGAAACAAAGUCAUGGUGCACUUGUUUGUUUCAUAAUACAUACAAUGUGCUUUUCUCACAAAAAAAAUCUUCAUAAAAAUUUUACUUGAAAAUUGACAUAAUUUUACAUUUGGAAUUGCAAAUACACUAUAGCUGUUUUUCAUUUGUUUAUUCACUAAUUAUGUUCCAUUGAUAUGCUCAUAUUAAUUAGCUAAUUUACAUACCACUUUCAGUACGUUUUUAUCAUUUCUUUAGCUUGUUAUUUUAGCUAACGUCGCUACCUAGUAUGUUCACAAAUUCAAAAUGUAGGUGAUUUGUCCCAAGGCUGUUUUGAAUUGGCCAAUGGAAAUUCUAGAAUUUUCGAUGUUGUAAUCUGUAACCUAGUUAAUGUGAUUAAAGUACAAACAAUUCAGAAUUUGCAACAAAUUGAUUACUAAUGUAAUUAGGCUAUGCAAACUCAGGAUGACAAAUUGAUUAGGUGAAAUCUCCCCAAUAGAUGAACGUCUGUUCACAGCAAGGUCUUGCGUAAUACGUGGACUAGACAUCUGCCGAGAAAAAAAGCAAGUAAGUUUAUUUUGAACUUGGAAUAUUGAAAUUUCCUUACUUCAUUAUCAAAUGAGUAUAGCACAUUAAUAAUCAUGGGAAAACCAAUCAUAUACUUUUGCAAUAGUCAAAUCCCAUGGGAUAGUCACUACAACGCUAUGACCUUUGUUUGUCCUGUUUUUGUGUUUGAUUUCACACAUAACGCAAGAUCUUGCAGUGAGCGGGAAAAGUUGUCUAUCACGAUAGCUGUAGUAUGAAUUAGUUAAAUCGUGGUCACUUGAUAGUUACGGCACAUAAAGCACUCAUAGUCGUAGUUUAUAUGCUACGACAGUCACAUGACCAUUAUUUAACUGUGGAUACGGUACAUUGUAUACCCUGAAAAUAAAUUGACAAUUUAGCAAAUUGAUACAUUAAGGUAAACUCACCUACGGUAGAUCUAAAGUAAAAUAUUUACAUUAACCAUGUGUAUAUUAAUUUGCCAAUUAGUGUUCAAUUGAUAAUAAUGCAUUCUGUACACAGUUUAGAUCCAAGACUGACAUGUGGUACUUAUAUUAAUACUUAAAACUGCUGAAAAAAUGGGAAAAAAAAAAUAUUUCCAUUUAAUUUUUUGUACAGUAUUAUGAUUCUUAUGUGUAUUGUUCAUAGUGUUUAUAGAGUUGUAUAUUAGCGGCCUAUUAUGGGAUAGGUAUAAGAUAAUAGCCAUAUUGCAUUGUGGGAUAGCUAUCCGAUAAUUGGGAUUGCAUUGUGGGAUAUCUCAUCAGAUAGUGUUUAGUAAAUUGCAUUCUGGGAUAGCUGUAUUAUAAAUAGACAUGAGCGGAGCAACCGUUCAUUGUACAUAUUGUAGUCGCGUGCACCAACAUUUGCAUAUUGCAGAUCAAUUGUUUUAAUUUGUUUGGAUGACUCGCAAUGUAAGUUUUAAGUUACGAAAAAAAUUGUACUAAUGCCACUAAGACGUGAAAUACAUGAUUAAAUGUGAUACAUGUUAUACUGCUAAAUAGAAUUGUGUAACGCAGCUGUAAUAUUGGUUUUUACAUUGUUUUAAAACAUAGAGUAGAUCUAGAUAUAAAAAGAAAACUGAUGAACUAUUACUAGCGAUAGUUUGGUAUGUUGUUAUAUUAUGGUGGUUACUCGUUAUUUGAUUGCUUGUGAUCAAGUUAUGCCGUAUUUACUAUUAUUAUACAUCUGUCACCGUAACGCCAUAGGUUACAGCGUGCCAUUAUUUUGUGGUAUUUUACGGGGUAUUUUCAUCCUAUCAUAUUAGGAAAUGCAAAUUCCAAAUAUUGAAUUAUUACGCGCGUAAGCAUCCUCUAAUAAUAAAAACAAACAUGGCUGCCACCAGAAUUUAACCGGACUCCAUACAAAGAAGUUCGCUGAUUAUGUUCUAAACUUUUUAGAUUUCGGCAUUCCCAUGAUAUAUCCUUGGUAGGAAAAAAUGUAUAAUAAUAAGGUUAUUACGAAGUUACCUCAAAGUAUGCACUCAGACAGUACGCUGUCGCAGUGAUCUCGCUGCGUGUCGGUCGAUACUGCCGCUUUACUGUCUUCGUGCAUAUUUUGAGGUAUCUUCGUAAUAACCUCAUACUAUUUCUUUCAAUUACACUGUACUUGUGAUGGUGAUACUACAAGUUUAACUCAUUUAUAUAAUCAGUUGAAUAUUUGCAUUAAAUAUUCCAUUAUGGAUAAUAAAUAUGAAUCAGUUUAUCUCUAUGUAAGUGUCAUCUUAUCUUUAAGUUUUAUAAUAUGCAUUUAUACUAUGAGUUGUCCUGAACUGUUUCAUAUGUAGUUUCCACGAUGAACUGAAACAGAACUUGGUCUCUAGUUUCAAACUGUGUAUUUGGACAAUUAACCGUAAUAGUUUUGAUUUGCUAACCUGUGUAUGAUUUUCUUUAAUGCUGUUAACAUGCCGUGAUGCACAGAAUGCUUAUUGUACGUUUAUGUACAUGCUUCUUGGAAAUCUGACUUGUAUUUGCAGAAUGUGGUACACGCAAAAUUAUGAAAUCAUAGUGUGGUACACACUAAAGCAUGACAUCAUAGUGUGGUACACACUGAAGCAUGACAUCAUAGUGUGGAGCACUUAAAAAUCAUGAUGUCAUAUUGUGGUACACACAAAAGCAUGACAUCACACAUAUAGUUGACAUUAAACCUUUGCACACAAAGGCAUAGCGUAAUGGUGGUACUUACCAAAUGUUGCUGUAAUCUAUAAGGUUUGAGUAUUUGUGGCAGGAUUGCCCAAUCAACAUGAGGUCAUGACUUUGUGUGUACUAUUUAGUGAGGUCAUGUCUUUGUGUGUACUAUUUAGUGAGAUCAUGUUCACGUGUGUACUAUUUAAUGAGGUCAUAGCUGGAGUUUAUGCAUACUUGCCAUUGAAGUAUAAAGCUGAUUUAUGUGAUUUUACCUUCACUGAUUUUGCAUUUAUUUAAUAAUUUCUAACGUAUUGUUUCAGUAUUUUAGCAAAUAAAAACUAUUUUUUAUUGUUAA